Messenger RNA from Cornus florida, 1890 nucleotides. Its product is annotated as polyadenylate-binding protein RBP47B'. Lineage: Eukaryota; Viridiplantae; Streptophyta; Magnoliopsida; Cornales; Cornaceae. Gene Ontology annotation, molecular function: mRNA binding. The transcript is spliced from 8 exons. The coding region runs from base 168 to 1505 and encodes 445 amino acids. Gene Ontology annotation, cellular component: cytosol. The record is from RefSeq and is a predicted model, not a curated record.
CUUAUUCGAUCAUCUAUCCGAGCGCAUGAUGAUUGCAGCCCUAUAACACAUCUCUUGGGGUUAAUUCGAAACCCAUUCCUCAGUGGUACAAGAGAAGGAGAGAGCUGAGAACUGAGAACUGAGAACUGAGAGAAACUGCGUAGAGAGAGAAACUGUGUGAGAAAGAGAUGGAAGCACAGGCACAGCAACACCAGCAAUGGAUGAUGAGCGCGCAGGCUCAACACCAGCCAUCAACGGCCAUUACAGCAUCUUCUCAAUCGUACCAUCACCCUACCUCUCUCGAAGAAGUACGUACCCUUUGGAUUGGCGAUUUACAAUACUGGAUCGACGACUCCUACCUCCACAACUGCUUUUCUCACACCGGAGAGGUGGUUUCAAUAAAAAUAAUACGUAACAAGAUCACCGGGCAGCCAGAAGGUUAUGGGUUUGUGGAGUUUAAUUCACACGCAGCAGCUGAGAGGAUUCUGCUGACAUACAAUGGGACACAAAUGCCUGGGACUGAACAUACUUUUAGGUUAAAUUGGGCAUCUUUUGGGAUUGGAGAGAGACGUCCUGAUGCUGGGCCUGAGCAUUCUAUUUUUGUUGGGGACUUGGCACCUGAUGUCACGGAUUACUUGUUGCAAGAGACCUUUCGGACUCAUUAUCCAUCUGUUAAAGGUGCCAAGGUUGUAACUGAUGCAACUACUGGACGCUCAAAGGGAUAUGGUUUUGUUAAAUUUGCUGAUGAGACCGAAAGAAACCGUGCCAUGUCUGAAAUGAAUGGUGUCUAUUGUUCGACAAGGCCAAUGCGUAUUAGUGCAGCAACACCGAAGAAAACGACUGGUGGUCAACAGCAAUAUGCAGCAGCUAAAGCCUUAUAUCCAGCUGCAGCUUACGCUCCAGCUCCAGCAGUGCAGACAAUCCCGGUAGACAAUGAUAUUAAUAACACUAUAGUUUAUAUUGGGAAUCUAGAUCCUAACGUCACAGAAGAGGAACUGAGGCCAAUCUUUUUGCAGUUUGGAGAAAUUAUUUAUGUCAAGAUCCCUGCAACUAAAGGAUGUGGUUUUGUGCAGUUUGCAACCAGGACAUCUGCUGAAGAAGCAAUACAAAGGAUGCAGGGAACCGUGAUUGGUCAACAAGCUGUUCGCCUUUCUUGGGGCCGGAGCCCAACGGCUAAACAGGAUGUAUCUGGUGUCUGGGGUCAGCAAGCAGAUCCAAGUCAAUGGAGCAGCGCCUAUUAUGGUUAUGGACAAGGUUAUGAUGCCUAUACUUAUGGGGCUACUCAAGAUCCUUCAUUAUAUGCAUAUGGUGCAUAUGCUGGUUACUUACAGUACCCCCAGCAGGCUGAAGGGGCUCAAGAAAUGGCAGGUGCUGUCCCGGCUGUGGAACAAAGGGAGGAACUGUAUGAUCCCUUGGCUACACCAGAUGUUGACAAGUUAAAUGCCACUUACCUUGCCGUCCAUAGAAGUGCCAUUUUGGGCCGGCCCUUGUGGCGGACAACCUCAUCGCUCUCACAGCAAACUUAGGUUCUUAUGGCAGUACUAUUUUGUGUACUGGUUUCUGAUAUUUUUUCGGUGUUUGAUGCUGUUAGUGGCAAGAAAAUUAAUCAAUUAUAUGCCCAACCUUAUGUAUAGAGCUUUAGAUUAUGUAGUGUUCUACACCAGCGCUGUCUUUGAUGGAUUUAACUUUUUCUUGCUGUGGCAGUCAACGUAUGUAACCAGAUCUGUUCAAAUUAUUCAGUUGGAUUCGUAGUGGAAAUUUUAGAAGGCUUUAGUUCUACCAUGUAAUGUGCUAAUUACAUUUUUAUCGUGCGAUACAUAGUAGGAAAAAAAAAUGCUUGCUUGUAGUUUAUUCAAAGGAGGCCAUAUCUGAGAUGCAUUGUUUUUAUACAUUUACAUUUUGGAAUUCAAA